This is a messenger RNA of Saccharomyces eubayanus, 600 nucleotides long. RefSeq names its product Yar1p (gene YAR1). Gene Ontology annotation, molecular function: protein phosphatase 1 binding; protein phosphatase regulator activity. Gene Ontology annotation, cellular component: plasma membrane. The transcript has a single exon. Lineage: Eukaryota; Fungi; Ascomycota; Saccharomycetes; Saccharomycetales; Saccharomycetaceae. The record is from RefSeq and is a predicted model, not a curated record. Bases 1 to 600 code for a protein of 199 amino acids.
AUGGGCCUACACACUGAACCUUUGGAACAAGAAGACCAAGACGCGAUAAUACUCGACGCCAGAGCUGGCGACCUGGAUUCGCUUAAGGAUAUAUUUAGCACUUUGAUCAGCCCCAAGUUGUUGGUCUCGUGCAAAGAAAGCGGGUCCAACUCUACAGCUUUGCACAUGGCUGCAGCAAACGGCCAUGUUGAGACAGUCCAGUACAUACUUGAGACGGUUUCUCGCGAGAACAGUGCUGAAGAGUUGAAAGCCUUCAUCAAUGAGGUAAACGAAACAGGCAACACCGCACUUCAUUGGGCCUCGUUGAACGGCAAACUGGACGUGGUCAGAUUACUAUGUGACGAAUAUGAGGCCGACCCCUUCAUCAGAAAUAAGUUUGGCCACGAUGCCAUCUUUGAAGCCGAGAACAGCGGGAAGGAAGACGUAGAGACGUACUUCUUGAAGAAAUACGAUGUUGAGCCCGAGGAUGAUGAAGAUACACAGUGUGAGGGACAAGCUGGCGUUCAAAUCACAAAGGGUACAGAAAUUGAACAAGUCACUAAGGAGGCCACUGAUGCUUUAAGAGAGGAAACUGAAAAGUUAAAUAUAAAUAAGGAUUAA